AUGAAGACUACAUUCAAAGGCCGGUGUUUUAUGACUCACGCGACGAAAGCCAUUUACCGCUGGAUUUUAGCCGAUUAUAUCAAAGUGUCGAACAUUUCGGCGGAACUAAUGCUUUACAAUGAGUCAGAUUUGGAGCAAUCGAUGGACAAAAUCGAAACCAUUAACUUUCACGAAGAGAAAGAGGUCUCUGGAGUGCGCUUUUGGUGCUAUAACGCGGGCCACGUGUUGGGCGCCGCUAUGUUUAUGAUAGAGAUCGCCGGCGUUAAGGUCUUAUACACCGGAGACUUCUCACGUCAAGAGGACAGGCAUCUCAUGAGCGCUGAGAUACCCGCCAUCCGACCCGAUAUAUUGAUCAUUGAGUCCACUUAUGGCACACAUAUUCACGAGAAGCGCGAAGAACGUGAGGCCAGGUUUACGGGAAUCGUUUACGACACAGUGAGUCGCGGCGGUCGGUGUCUGAUCCCAGUGUUUGCUUUGGGUCGGGCGCAGGAACUGCUGCUCAUUCUGGACGAGUAUUGGUCACAACACCCGGAACUGCACGACAUUCCCAUCUAUUACGCGUCCUCUUUGGCCAAGAAGUGUAUGUCUGUAUACCAGACAUAUAUCAACGCAAUGAACGAUAAGAUCAAAAGGCAGAUCGCGAUCAGUAAUCCAUUUGUAUUCAAACACAUAUCAAACCUGAAGUCAAUCGACCACUUCGACGAUGUGGGUCCGUGUGUAGUGAUGGCCAGCCCUGGUAUGAUGCAGAGCGGCCUCUCGAGGGAACUGUUCGAGACGUGGUGUCCCGACUCUCGCAACUGUUGCAUAAUCGCUGGUUAUUGCGUUGAGGGAACGCCAGCCAAACUAGUGUUGGCCGAACCCGAAGAGGUGACGUCAAUGAGCGGCCAAAAGAUCGCCCGAAAGUGUCAAAUAGAGUACAUCUCGUUCUCCGCGCACACGGACUACAAGCAAACGAGUGAAUUCAUACGAGCGCUAAGACCGCCGCACAUAAUGCUAGUCCACGGAGAGGCCAAUGAAAUGAACCGAUUAAAGGCCGCACUUCACCGCGAAUACGAGGACUCAGACAAUCCGCCCGCUCUUUACACUCCCAGGAAUACAAUCGCCGUUCAGUUUCACUUUAGAGGCGAGAAGACGGCUAAAGUGAUGGGAAGUUUGGCCAUUGAUCUGCCAAAAGCUGGCCAUAAAUUGUCUGGAGUUUUGGUCAAACGGAACUUCAGUUACCAUUUGUUAGCGCCGACGGAUUUGAGUAAAUAUACAGAUAUGGUUAUGAGUACUAUUAGCCAAAAGCUGAGCGUUCACUUCACCGGCACUUUUCAAGACUUGUGUAACAUUUUAUCGCAUUUUGAUUACGAGAUUAUGGAAAGCAAAAGCGGAAACAAAUCGAUUCGAGUUAUGCGUAAAAUUGUUAUUGUGUUGAAUACUGUGAGUAAAUUCAUAACUCUUGAUUGGGUGGCGAGUCCUGUCACCGAUAUGUACGCCGACUCUAUUGUCGCACUACUUCUCAAGAAUGAAGGCAAUGAACACAACAAUCAACUCAACGACAAGGCAUUGGACGCACCGCUUCUGACAGACCUCUUGAAAGACAUGUUUGGUGUCGAAGAGCUCACCAACAAAGGAGACACCAAUGUAUUGAUGUGUUGUAUCGAUGGAACUGAUGUCGAGAUUGAUUUGAAUAAAAAACAAAUUAUCAAAUGUAAUGACGAGACCAUCAGUUCAAUGAUCACUAAACUUCUCUCAUGUCCCGCAUCUCAAGCCACUACUAAAUGA
This is a messenger RNA of Medioppia subpectinata, 1767 nucleotides long. Lineage: Eukaryota; Metazoa; Arthropoda; Arachnida; Sarcoptiformes; Oppiidae. The record is from the annotation of a GenBank genome assembly.